Tricharina praecox is the source of this 2607-nucleotide messenger RNA. Its product is annotated as Sec1-like protein. The transcript has 7 exons. The record is from RefSeq and is a predicted model, not a curated record. The coding region runs from base 409 to 2472 and encodes 687 amino acids. Gene Ontology annotation, biological process: intracellular protein transport; endoplasmic reticulum to Golgi vesicle-mediated transport. Gene Ontology annotation, molecular function: syntaxin binding. Gene Ontology annotation, cellular component: cytosol; Golgi membrane. Lineage: Eukaryota; Fungi; Ascomycota; Pezizomycetes; Pezizales; Pyronemataceae.
GGAGAGAGCUUAGUCAAGGCCCGUCAAAGCUACAUUGCAUCCGGACAACGACGAGACAUCCACCGUUACGCAUACUCCGUACACUCCGUCGUCACUCUGCCCCCCACCGAACUCGCCAAGCAUACAGAGCCAGAAAAGCAUCAGACCCUCACGGAAACAGACAGCGGAACUGAGUGUUCGGCUUCGAACUGCCUCUACUCUAGCUCCGAACGACAGAACUCUUCAGAUCCAAACACGUACCACCAAGCGCACACAGAGAGAAAGCGAAAGAUCAGCUGCUUGCCGGAGCGAAACAGACCAUAGAGCUCCCUCCCACCCACCAACCAACUCCCGCUCUCUCGUCACCCCCGAUCCACCUGCUCUCUGCGAGCUCCGAUUCCCGAGAAACCACAGGAACCGAUUCCAACGAUGGCUACGCAUCGCCAAACUCUACGAGAUCGUCAAGUGGCUUCGAUCGAGAAGAUACUCAACCUCAAUCAUGACCAGCCCAAGCCCGAGCCCGAUGCCAAUGGCCUCGUUCCCGCCGCGAAACCGCUCUUGAACGAAGACGGCGAACCCAUAUGGAAGGUGUUGGUCUUCGACAACUUGGGCCGCGAUGUGAUCUCGUCGGUGCUUCGAGUUCAGGACCUUCGCAACUUCGGCGUGACCAUCCAUUUGAACCUCCAUUCGCCCCGCCAUCCGAUCCCCGAUGUUCCCGUCGUCUAUCUGGUCGAGCCGACGUCCGAGAAUGUUGCCGCCAUCGCAGCGGACUUGUCCAAAAACCUCUACGAGACCGCCUAUGUGAACUUUCUUUCGUCGGUACCGAGACCCUUGCUGGAGGACUUCGCGGCAAUGACGGCGGAGAACAACACCUCGGAGAAAAUCGCCCAGGUCUUCGACCAGUACCUCAAUUUCGUGGUCUCGGAACCGGAUCUUUUCAGUUUACACCUCAAGGACGCCUACUACACCUUAAACUCAGCGCAAGCUGCCGAUAGCGCUAUCGAGCAUACCAUCGACAAGGUCGUAGGCGGCUUGUUUUCCGUGGUGGUGACAAUGGGCUCCAUCCCCAUCAUCCGAUGUCCCAAAGGCAACGCCGCUGAAAUAAUAGCUCAGAAGCUUGACCGAAAGCUCCGCGACCACGUUCUGAACUCCCGUGACAACAACCUGUUUUCCUCGCACUCUUCUUCUUCGUCGGCCAGUUCGCAGACCCGCCCGGUUCUUAUCAUUGUUGACCGUAACAUCGAUCUGGUGCCGAUGCUCUCGCACUCGUGGACGUAUCAAGCACUGGUGCAUGACGUGCUAGGCAUGCGAUUGAACCGCAUCACCGUGGAAACUGUCGAGGACGGAGGGAAAGUUAGCAAAAAGAGCUAUGACUUGAACUCGAACGACUUCUUCUGGGCCAAAAACGCCGGUGUUCCCUUCCCGCAGGUUGCGGAGGACAUCGAUGCGGAGCUGACCAAAUACAAGGAGGAUGUCGCCGAGAUCACGAGGAAGACGGGUGCUAGCUCUCUGGAGGAUCUUCAAAAUGACGUCGGAGCUUCGGCGGCUCACCUCAAGGCGGCAAUUACACAGUUGCCUGAACUGCGGGAUCGGAAAGCGAUUCUCGACAUGCAUAUGAACAUUGCUACGGCGUUGCUGAAGGGAAUCAAAGAGCGCCAACUUGACAAUUUCUAUCAGAUCGAGGAAAACAUUACAAGGCAGAACAAGGCGCAGAUCUUGGAAGUUAUCAACGAUCCGGAAAAGAAGAACGCUACAGACAAGAUGAGGGCCUUCAUAAUUUGGUAUCUGAACUCGGAACAAGACCCCAGCAAGGCCGAUAUGAACGACUACGAAACCGCGUUGCGAGAGGCCGGCUGCGAUAUGGCGGCGUUGGCCUACGUCAAGAAGGUUCGCGAAAUCACCCGAAUGACAAUGAUGGCUUCGGCGCCUUCACAACAGCAGGCGGCGGCGCAAACGACAACUGGUGAUCUGUUCAGGGGAUUCAGCUCCAUCAGUAACAGGCUCACCGACCGGCUGAAAGAUGCGGGCGCCCUUGGCGGCGGGUUCGAAAACCUGAUCUCGGGUGUCAAGAACUUCCUUCCGGUGAACAAAGACCUCACGAUCACCAAAAUUGUGGAGUCACUCAUGGACCCGACGUCGUCCUCGACCUCUGCCCUGGGCAAAACAGAGAGCUACCUAUUCUUUGACCCGCGCUCGUCGUCCGCGCGCGGCACCACGGGGAAUCCUGCGGGCGUCGCGCGGCUGGGGCCCGAUGGCCGUCCGGUUGCGGGCGGACCCACGUUCGGCCAGCGACGGCAGGGCUUUGCGGAGGCGGUCGUGUUCACCGUCGGCGGCGGGAAUAUGGAGGAGUACGGGAAUCUGCAGGAGUGGAGCCGUAGGGUCGGACAGAGCGGCGCGGGCAUCAGGCGCAAGGUCGUCUAUGGAAGCACGGAACUCAUCAAUGCCGAGUCGUUUGUGAAUGGCGAGUUGAAGAGGUUGGGGGAGGAGGGUUGAUGCGGUGGAUUGUGGGUUGUAAAUGCGGUAGUGGGUUAAUUAAGACGGGAGGAAUCAAAAACUUUUUUUUCGUUGGACGUAUCUCCGAGUAUCACUAUCGUCUAGAGGCUGGAGUCUCUGGAGUCUGGACCGUAG